Molecule: messenger RNA, 4386 nt
Organism: Penicillium paradoxum
Lineage: Eukaryota; Fungi; Ascomycota; Eurotiomycetes; Eurotiales; Aspergillaceae
Product: DNA-directed DNA polymerase alpha catalytic subunit POL1
Exons: 5
Coding region: 1-4386 (1461 amino acids)
Biological process (GO): mitotic DNA replication initiation; DNA replication; leading strand elongation
Cellular component (GO): alpha DNA polymerase:primase complex
Molecular function (GO): DNA-directed DNA polymerase activity; pyrimidine nucleotide binding; single-stranded DNA binding
Source: RefSeq, a predicted model, not a curated record
AUGCCUACGGCUCGUGAGAGAUUGGCCGAGCUGAAGGCCCUCCGCGCCUCGGGGAAAAAACGAAUCUCCACAUACGAAAUCGAGGACCAAGGCGACAUUUACGAUGAAGUUGAUGAUGAUGGCUACAAAAAGGUCAUCCGAAAUCGUCUUGAUCAGGAUGACUUUGUCGUCGAUGACAACGGUGCCGGUUACGCAGAUGAUGGCCGCGAAGUGUGGAAUGAACAGACAGCAGAAUAUGACAGCGGCGAGAGUGACGAGCUACCGGCCCGAGGCAAGGCUGCCAAACGAAAGCGAGAGGAGGAGCAGCAGCGAAAAGAGAAAAUGAACAAUGGUAUAUCCAAGUAUUUCAACAAAGGACAGGCCACAGCUUCUGCCACCAAGCCUAGGCCCGUCGCUACCGCCGAGGACGAUGCAUUUAUGGCCGAUCUUCUCGGAGAGGUCGACACCAACGUUGUAUCAAAUCACGCUCCAACGCGAAAUAUCGUCAAGUCAGAGGCCCGACGCAAAGUUCGCGUUCUCUCGCCGCCCUUGUCCGAGAAGCGUCGCCGUGAGAAGGUUCAUACAAGACAGGAAAACCACAUGCCGAGUUCGCCAACGAAAGACCAGGCACUCCAUUCUGACGAUCUCGACGACGGCCCUCUGCCGAUGCCAGACGAUGACGACGUUCCCAUGAGUGACAUCUUGCCUUCAUCUCCGAUCAGUAAGGCAGUAGAGAGACGGAAUACUGUACCGGUCAAGGCUGAAGCGCUGGAGGACGAUGAUGUUGACCUCAUGGAUAUUGCAGAAGUCACUGGUGACUCCGGCGUUAAAACAGAAACCAUCAAUAUGACCGGCAGACGGCCACCCCCAAAGAUCAAGCACGAUCCCACUCCCGCACCAGCAAGUUCGUCUCCAGUUAAAUCCAUGCCAGAAAUUGCGGACGCUUCUUGGAAUGACGUGAGAAGCAAGUUGAAUGUUCUCAGCAGUCCAGCUCCGGAGAUGCGGUCCUUCGGGAAGUUGCGUGCCCAAGAUGUUGUCGAAGAGGACGGCAGUCUGCGUAUUUUCUGGCUGGAUUAUACAGAAGUCAAUGGCAGUCUUUGUCUGUUUGGCAAAGUGAAGAACAAGCAGACUGGAUCCUACACUAGUGCAUUCGUCAAGGUUGACAACAUUUUGCGAAAGCUGUACUUCCUUCCACGUGAGUACCGAUACAAGCAUGGCCGAGCGACUGAAGAAGAGGUCGGUAUGGAAGAUGUCUAUUCAGAGGUCGAUGAAAUGAUGUCUAAACUUAGAGUCGGCAUGCACAAGAUGAAACCGUGUGAACGGAAGUAUGCAUUCGAAAUGCCCGGCGUUCCAAAGGAGGCAGAGUAUCUCAAAUUACUUUACCCCUACGAUAAGGCCGCAUUGCCAAUGGAGACCAAAGGAGAGACCUUCUCGAAUGUUUUCGGUACCAACACUUCCCUGUUUGAACAAUUUGUUCUCUGGAAGAAUAUAAUGGGCCCUUGCUGGCUCAAGAUCGAUCAGGCCGAUUUUUCCGCAGUGACCAAUGCCUCAUGGUGCAAGUUCGAAUGCCAGGCCGCCAAACCAGCCCUCAUCAGCCUCGUUCCAGAUACCGAGAACCUAGAUGCUCCGCCACUCACAUUGAUGAGUCUUUCCUUCCGUACCCAGCUUAAUGUCAAGGAGAACAAACAAGAGAUCCUGGUAGCGAGUGCUCGAGUGUAUGAAAACGUCUCUCUCACCGACACCACUCCCCCAGAGAAGCUUCCGUGCAAGACAUUCACUGUUAUGCGCCCUGCCGGUGCAUCAUACCCAAUGCAUUUCGAAAUCGAAGCCCAAAAGCAGCGAGGUACCGUCAUGCUCGAAAGGAGCGAACAGUUCUUGCUCAGUAAGUUCCUGGCUAUGUUCGAGAAGAUGGACCCCGAUGUCAUCAUGGGACAUCAGUUGCAGGAUGUCGACCUAGGGAUUCUUCUCAGCCGGAUGCGUGAAAAGAAGACACCCGGCUGGCACCGUAUUGGCCGACUUAGGCGUGGAGAUUGGCCCAAGCACUUUAACAAGGGCGGCAAUUUCUUCGCUGAAAGGCAGUUGAUUGCGGGAAGAUUGAUGUGUGACGUUGCCAACGAUAUGGGCAAGUCUCUCAUGAUGAAAUGCCAAUCGUGGAGUCUGACCGAGAUGUGCCAACUAUACCUCGGCCAAGGGAAUGCCCGCCAGGAAUUGGAUGUCGAAGCCGCAUUGAAAACCUGGGCGACGACUAAAGAAGGUCUCAUGAACUUUGUCAACCAUUGCGAUACAGAUACGUACUUCAUUGCGGCGUUGGUUCUACGUCUUCAGAUGCUGCCGCUUACGAAGGUCCUGACCAAUACCGCUGGUAAUUCGUGGGCACGCACGCUUAGCGGCACGCGUGCUGAGCGAAAUGAGUAUAUUCUGCUGCAUGAAUUCCAUCGCAACAAAUACAUUUGUCCCGACAAAUAUUCUGCCCGUCUUCAGAAAGCAGAAGAAAAGAUGCAGGAUGGAGAUGAGGAUGAGACGGUUGAUAAGAAAAAGAAAGACAAAUACAAGGGUGGUCUUGUUUUUGAGCCUGAAAAGGGUCUCUACGACCGGUUCAUCCUUGUUAUGGACUUCAACAGUCUGUAUCCCAGUAUCAUUCAGGAGUACAACAUCUGCUUCACAACGGUUGACCGAACCGCUACAGCUGAGAAUGAGAACGAGGAGAAAGUACCCGAUGUGCCCGCCUCGGAUCAAGAACAAGGUAUCUUACCUCGGCUCAUCGCAACUCUGGUCAAUCGUCGACGCGAAGUGAAGAAGUUGAUGAAAGACAAACGUGCCACACCAGAGCAAAUGGCAGUGUGGGACACGAAACAACUGGCCUUGAAGUUGACUGCCAACUCUAUGUACGGAUGCUUGGGAUACACGCAAAGUCGAUUCUAUGCUCGGCCUCUGGCAAUGCUCACCACCUUCAAGGGACGUGAGAUUUUGAGAAACACCAAGGAGCUUGCAGAGAGCCAGCAAUUGCGAGUCAUCUAUGGUGACACCGAUUCGGUCAUGAUUAAUACAAAUAUGGACAACAUGAGUGAUGCCCUCAAAGUCGGCGAAGAGUUCAAGAAAUCGGUCAAUGAGCGUUACCGAUUGCUAGAGAUCGAUAUCGACAACAUUUUCCGCCGGCUCCUUCUGCAUGCCAAGAAGAAGUACGCUGCUGUCAAUCUCACCGAGGUGAAUGGCAAAUAUGUGGAGAAACUUGAGGUAAAGGGUCUUGACAUGAAGCGUCGUGAAUACUGUGCCCUCUCAAAGGAGGUAUCAUCUAAGCUUCUCAACGAAAUUUUGUCUGGUGAAGAUCAGGAGGUUGUUCUCAACAACAUCCAUGAAUACUUGCGUGAACUUGCGGAGAAAAUGAAGGAAUACAAGAUCCCCGUGCAGAAAUACGUGAUCUAUACAAAACUUUCAAAACGACCCCAGGAGUACCCUAAUAAGGAGACCAUGCCACCAGCACAAGUCGCACUUCGCGAAAUUGCCCGGGGCAAGACCGUUCGACCAAACGAUGUUAUCUCAUAUAUUGUGACCAACGGAGACUCGGAAACGUCAUCUUUGCCCCCUGCAAAGCGAUCAUACAGCCCGCAAGAUGUCUUGAAGUCCGACUCAGCACUCAAGCCGGAUGUUGAGUUCUACAUAUUGAAGCAAAUUUUCCCCCCAAUCGAGCGUCUCUGCGCUCCGAUUCCUGGCACCGAUGCCGUCCGUCUUGCCGAGUGUUUAGGUCUUGAUACUCGCAAAUAUCAGAUCAACACAUCCAGCUCCAGCAACCAGCAAAAUGCCGAGAUCACGCCGCUUGAGUCCCAGAUUCCAGAUUCGGUCCGGUUCGCCAAUUCUACACGACUGUCUCUGAGAUGCCGCUUCUGCAAAGAACAGUCUGUGUUCGAGGGUCUGGUUGGUUCAUCCCAUAUGUGCACCGCUCAUGGAAUCAUUUGCCCGAACCAAAGCUGUCAGAAACCUUUCUCUGUCGUGACUAUUGUGGCUCAACUCGAAAACCAGAUACGCGAACAGACCUCGCGAUACUACGAGGGCUGGUUGGUGUGCGACGACUCAUCAUGUGGCAACCGUACACGACAAAUCAGCGUAUAUGGACACCGUUGCUUAGGUCCUCGAGGUCGAGCAGAAGGCUGUCUGGGCCGCAUGUCGUAUGAGUACUCGGAGAAGGAGGUGUAUAACCAGCUCUUGUACUUCGCCGGUCUCUGGGAUGUCGACAAGGCCAAGGUCGCCGCCGAAAAGGAGGCAGGAGAGAAGAAGGAUAGUGUUGCUGCUCUUGCAGAGUUUAACCGCAUAAGAUUCGGUACGAUGAAGGGUGUGGUUGACAGCUAUCUCAAGAAAUGUGGUCGACAAUGGGUUGAGAUGGAUGGUCUUUUCCGCUUUAUGUUACAGUAG